Molecule: messenger RNA, 3252 nt
Organism: Papaver somniferum (opium poppy)
Lineage: Eukaryota; Viridiplantae; Streptophyta; Magnoliopsida; Ranunculales; Papaveraceae
Product: FT-interacting protein 1-like
Exons: 1
Coding region: 133-3162 (1009 amino acids)
Source: RefSeq, a predicted model, not a curated record
GUUGUAAAGUUAUUUCUUCUUUCAAACAUUUCAAAAUCCUCCAUUUAACAAAAAUAAAGAAAAACGAUAUUUUCAGUCAGCGAAGUUUUGACUUCAGAGUGAAAUUGGGAGAGGCAAUUAGGGGUUUCCAGUAUGGGGGAAACUAUCAAUCGGAAGCUGGUGAUUGAAAUAUGUAACGCGAAGAAUUUGAUGCCAAAAGAUGGACAAGGAACAUCAAGUGCAUAUGUUCUUGUUGAUUUUGAUGGGCAAAGAAGAAGAACCAAAACAAUUUCUCGUGAUUUAAAUCCGCAGUGGGAUGAAAAGGUCGAAUUUGUGGUUCAUGAUAUAGCUUCAAUGGGUUCUGAAACAUUGGAGCUUAAUGUUUAUAAUGACAAAAAGAGUGGGAAAAGAAGUACUUUUCUGGGUAAGGUUAAAAUUUCUGGGAAUAUAUUUCCUAAAUCUGGAUCUGAAACAUUGGUUUACUAUCCAUUAGAGAAAAGAAGUGUUUUUUCUCAAAUCAAAGGUGAAAUCGGAUUAAAAAUGUGUUACAUCGAUGAGAUUGUUUCUGCUCCUGCUUCUGCUGAUCCUGCUGCUGCUACUACCACCGAGAAAUCUGAAGCUGGGGAAACGAUUACUACCGUUACUACAUCCGAGGUGAAACCAGAAGAUAAGAAAGAAGAAGAAAAGAAGGAAGAAAAACCAGAGGAGAAAGGAGAGGAGAAGAAAGAUGAAAAGGCAGAUGAGAAGAAAGAAGAUGACAAGAAAUCCAAAGAAGCAAAUCCACCUGAGAAACCGGCUGAGAAAGUUGAAAAUCCUCCAUUAGCGCAGAAGCAAAUGAAGGAAAAAGCUAUUACAGCAGGUAACAAUAAACGCCAUGAAUCUUCUUCUCUUGAACUGAGUUCACUCAGUAAUAGUAGUGAUCGUAAUCAUCGGAACAGUGCAUAUGAUUUAGUAGACCGGAUGCCGUUUUUGUAUGUGCGCGUAUUGAAAGCAAAACAUUCAGAAACUGGGUCUAAUAUAUAUGCUAAACUUGUUAUUGGUACUCAUAGUAUUCGUACAAAAACUGUUGAUAUGGGUAAAGAUUGGGAUCAAGUUUUUGCAUUUGAUAAAGAUUCGUUAAACUCAACAGCUUUAGAAGUAUCAGUUUGGACCGAAAAAACAGAAGUGACGGUACAAGCUGAUACAAAUAUUAGUACAACAACUGUUACAGAAACUUCUGUUGGUAAUGUUUCAUUUGAUCUUCAAGAAGUACCUAAAAGAGUACCUCCAGAUAGUCCUUUAGCUCCUCAAUGGUAUACUCUUGAAGGUUCUACCACUCCUGACAACGCAUUGUCGGGAUCUGAUGUCAUGCUUGCUGUAUGGGUGGGAACUCAGGCUGAUGAAGCAUUUCAAGAGGCUUGGCAGUCAGAUUCUGGUGGGCUAUUACCGGAAACACGAGCCAAGGUUUAUCUUUCUCCGAAGCUGUGGUAUUUGAGAUUAACGGUUAUUCAAACCCAAGAUUUGCAGCUUGGUGCGGUUGCUGAAGCAAAGAGUCGGAGUCCUGAGCUUUAUGUGAAAGCUCAACUCGGCGGGCAGAUUUUCAAGACAGGCAGGUGUUCUAUUAGCUCAUCUAGCUCAGCGAACCCUACUUGGAACGAAGAUCUUGUGUUUGUUGCAGCUGAGCCAUUUGAGCCAUUCUUAGUUAUGAGUGUGGAAGAUGUAUGUGCUGGCCAAUCUGUUGGUCAUGCAAAAAUACACGUGCCUACUGCUGAUAGAAGAAUAGAUGAUUGUGCUGAAUCAAGAUCCAGGUGGUUCAAUCUAGUUGGUGAUGAGAAAAGGCCGUAUGCAGGGCGUAUUCAUGUGAGGAUAUGCUUAGAAGGUGGUUAUCACGUCUUGGAUGAAGCUGCUCAUGUGACAAGUGAUGUGCGUGCAGCUGCUAAACAGUUAUCAAAGCCCCCUAUUGGGUUGCUUGAGGUUGGUAUUCGGGGUGCGGCUAAUUUGCUUCCUGUGAAGACUAAAGAUGGUACAAGAGGCACUACAGAUGCUUAUGUGGUUGCCAAAUAUGGUCCCAAGUGGGUUCGCACACGUACGAUUCUGGAUCGAUUUAAUCCUCGUUGGAAUGAACAGUAUACAUGGGAUGUAUAUGAUCCUUGUACAGUUCUUACGAUCGGUGUAUUCGACAACGGAAGAUACAAAAAAGAUGAGGCUAGUAAACCAGGUAAAGAUGCUCGAAUAGGUAAAAUACGCAUACGGUUGGCUACUCUUGAUACAAAUCGAGUAUACAUGAAUUCACAUGCGUUAACAGUAAUACAUCCAAGUGGGGCAAAGAAAAUGGGUGAAAUAGAAUUAGCUGUUAGAUUUUCAUGUUCAUCAUUGAUGAACAUACUUCAGGUAUACACCAAUCCGAUGCUGCCUCGAAUGCACUAUGUCAAACCACUGGGUCCAGCUCAACAAGACAUCCUUCGGCAUACGGCAAUGAGGAUCGUUUUGACACGAUUAGCAAGAUCAGAACCACCAAUGGGGCAAGAAGUAGUUCAGUAUAUGAUAGAUACAGAUUCACAUGUGUGGAGUAUGAGAAGAAGCAAAGCAAAUUGGUUCAGAGUCGUUGGGUGUUUGUCUCGUGCAGCAUCUUUCGCUAGAUGGUUAGAUGGAAUUCGCACCUGGAUAAACCCUUCAACUACAGUACUGGUACACUUGUUAUUGGUAGCCAUUAUACUAUGUCCACACUUGGUUUUACCCACACUUUUCAUGUAUGCAUUCUUCAUCGUAGCUCUAAGAUUCAGGUUCCGCCACAGAUUGCCAACCAACAUGGACCCAAGAUUAUCUUACGUGGAUGCAGUCGGUCCAGAUGAGUUAGAUGAAGAAUUUGAUGGAUUUCCAAGCACAAGAUCAGUUGAUCAAGUCCGUCAGAGGUACGAUAGAUUGAGGGCUUUAGCAGGAAGAGCACAGUCACUGCUUGGUGAUGUAGCAGCCCAAGGUGAACGCAUAGAAGCAUUGCUUAACUGGAGAGAUCCUCGUGCGACAGGGAUAUUUGUGGUGUUUUGUCUGCUAGCUUCACUGGUAUUCUAUGUGGUGCCUUUCAAGUGCUUCAUUCUGUUUUCAGGGUUUUACUAUCUGCGCCAUCCUAGGUUUCGUCAUGAUAUGCCAUCACUUCCUGUCAACUUGUUCCGGCGACUUCCAACUUAUUCUGAUCAGAUUCUCUAGGUUUUUUUCCCGUAUGAGUUUCCUGUUUGGGACAGUUUUUGUUUGUUAACUAUGUUUUCUAGUUGUUAAUCAAUUAUUUCAAUUUAUUCA